AUGCCGGGCGGCUGGGAAAUUUACUCGAGCAUUACGCUCACUAUCUAUGAUAUUAUCGUUCACUGGUGGAACGACAAUUAUGUGUGGCGAUGUCCCUUGCCAGUCCUUAGUUCCUUCUUUGCGGCAAACGUUGGACCUCGCCAUAUGGACAUUGGUGUCGGUACCGGGCUUUUCCCUGUACAGCAUCGCGAGCAGAUGCGGCAGAGACACCAAGAAUGGCCUCAGCACUUAGUUCUUGUCGACAUGAACCCUUCCUGUCUCCAAAAAUCUGCCGAACGUAUCGACUGUCCAAGCAAGACUGAAUGUGUGCAGGCUAGUGUUUUCGAGCCAUUCACCGUUCCAGCCGGACAAGGAUCCCUUGGUGCAUCACCCAAAUUUGACUCCAUAUCUAUGAUGUACCUGCUGCAUUGUCUACCUCCGCCAACCGAUCACAAGGCGACUGUGUUUGCGCACCUGAAACGCCACUUGACUGCGGAAGGGACUCUGUUUGGUGCCACUAUCUUAGGUUAUGGCGCACAGCAUAAUCUGCUCGGGCGUCUGACCAUGCGCCUCUACAACUGGAAAGGCAUAUUUGGAAAUACGGAUGAUAACCCGGAGGUAUUUGUCAAGGCAUUGGAAAAUGAAUUUGAGGAGGUCGAGACCCAUAUUGUAGGAGUGGUGCUGCUCUUUCGGGCUCGCAAACCCCGGUUGGCCUGA
This is a messenger RNA of Aspergillus tubingensis, 696 nucleotides long. RefSeq names its product class I SAM-dependent methyltransferase. The transcript has a single exon. Gene Ontology annotation, molecular function: methyltransferase activity. Bases 1 to 696 code for a protein of 231 amino acids. Lineage: Eukaryota; Fungi; Ascomycota; Eurotiomycetes; Eurotiales; Aspergillaceae. The record is from RefSeq and is a predicted model, not a curated record.